Messenger RNA from Fulmarus glacialis (Northern fulmar), 945 nucleotides. It is a transcript of the gene RPH3AL, whose product is annotated as rabphilin 3A-like (without C2 domains). NCBI's taxonomy places the organism in Eukaryota, Metazoa, Chordata, Aves, Procellariiformes, Procellariidae. The coding region runs from base 1 to 945 and encodes 314 amino acids. The transcript has 8 exons. Gene Ontology annotation, biological process: intracellular protein transport. Gene Ontology annotation, molecular function: small GTPase binding. The record is from RefSeq and is a predicted model, not a curated record.
AUGGCUGACACGAUUUUUGGCAGCGGUACAGGCCAGUGGGUGUGCCCCAACGACCGGCAGCUGGCACUGCGUGCCAAGCUCCAGACGGGUUGGUCGGUGCACACGUUCCAGACUGAGAAGCAGAGGAAGAUGCAGGCUCUGAGCCCACAGGAACUUGAGGUCAUUCUGGAAGUCAUCCGCAAGGCGGAGAAAUUGGACAUCAUCGAGCAGCAGCGCAUCGGGCGCCUGGUGGAGCGGCUGGAGAACAUGAGAAAGAACGCGAUGGGGAAUGGCCUCUCCCAGUGUCUGCUCUGUGGUGAACUGCUUGGGCUUCUGGGCAGCACGUCAGUCUUUUGUCAGGAUUGCAAAAAGAAAGUUUGCACCAAGUGUGGAAUAGAAACCUUUGGAACCCAGAAACGUCCUCUUUGGUUGUGCAAGAUCUGCAGUGAACAGAGAGAGGUUUGGAAGAGGUCUGGUGCAUGGUUCUACAAAGGGCUGCCCAAGUACAUCACGCCUUUGAAGAGCAGCAGCAAAUCCAGUGAGCUGCCCUCACAGCCUUGGCAAAGCGAGCCAUCCGUGCCGGAGGCAGAGAGCAUCGGGACCAGCCGAUCCUUCACCUGGGCCCGGGGAAAAGUGGUUUCUAGCGACAGUGAGAGCGACUCGGAGUUCAGUUCCUCCAGCCUGGAUGACAAGCCUUUACCUGUGGGGUCAAAAGGCUCACAAGACAGAAAGCACCGAGCAGGACUGGCGCCCAUCGGGGAACCCAGCCAGGCCAUGGGCAGGGCACUGGGGAGCACUCACUCCCCUGCCCUCUCGGGGAGCCGCAGCAGCCUGGGCAGCGAGCAGGGGGCUGCCCUCAGCGCCACGGAGAGCUGCCAGAGCGACCAGCCGGCGGAUGGGCGCGACAGUGAUGUUGGCAGCAGAGUCCCCGGCAAACGGUGCGUCCACACCAGAACGCGAUGCUGA